AUGGAGAGACAAAGUGUUCAAAAUGAUAACAAACGAGAUCCGAAUAUCCAUAUGAAUACUCCUGAUCAAUCAUCUAUGUCGCAAGAUUCUACUGUGGAGUUGUGGACCACGACAGAAAAAUCUCAUCCUGAACAGGAGACAGUUCAUAUGAUACCACUGGAGAAACUUUUUCAACGCUUUCACACUAAUCCAACGACAGGUUUAGCAUCAAAUUUCAUACUAGAUGCUCGCACACAAUAUGGCGACAAUAAACUUACACCACCUAAACCACCAAAUUAUUUUUGGCUUUUAUUUAAACAAUUAUUUGCAGGUUUCAAUAGUAUUCUUUGGUUUGCUGGCAUUAUCGCUAUUCUAGCUUAUAAAUCAUUUGGUGCAAUUCAUCCAGAUCCAUCAAAUUUAGCAUUGGGUAUUUUAAUAUUUAUAGUCAUUAUUUUGAAUUCAAUCUUAAAUUCUUAUCAAGAAAUUAAAUCAAUUAAAAUCGUUACAUCAUUUUCAAAAUUAUUACCAACAUUAGCAACUGUUCGACGAGAUGGAACAGAACAACAAAUUCUUACUGAUGAAAUUAUUCCAGGUGAUAUUAUUCUCAUUCGAAUGGGUGAUAAAUUACCUGCCGACUGUCGUUUCAUUUCUUGUGAUAAUCUAAAAGUGAACACAUCAGAAUUAACAGGUGAAUCAAUACCAGUUUCGAUUACAGUUCAAUAUACUAGUAUCAAUUUUAUGGAAACAAGAAAUAUUGGAUUUUAUUCAUCAAUGGUCGAACAAGGAACAGGUGAGGCAGUUGUUAUUGCUACAGGUGAUAAUACUGUAUUAGGUAAAAUGUCAAAAUUAACUCGAAGAAGUACAGGAGAUGAAAUUACUGGUCUACAUCGUGAAGUGAAUCGUUUUAUUUUAUUUGUUGUACUUAUUACAUUAACGGGUAUUGCUGUCUUAUGGAUAACAUGGGGAGAAUGGUUGAAACAUCAUCAUCCUGGAUUUAUUUCGUACAAUGAUAAUAUCGUUAAUACGGUUGGUUUAAUCGUUGCUUUCUUACCAAUGGGAUUACCAUCUGCUGUCACAUUAGUACUAACUAUUGUCGCCAAACAAAUGUAUCGACAACAUGUCUUGGUCAAAAGUUUACAAAUUGUUGAAACAUUCAAUUCUGUAUCUGUUAUUGCUACUGAUAAAACAGGAACAUUGACACAAAAUAAAAUGACUGUAACUCAUCUAUUAUGGGAUACUGAUUGUAUUUAUGAUGUUCCCAUGCCUCAACGAAAAGCAGAAGUCGAAAAUACUUUCUUUCGAAGAAUUCGUGCUGUUUCAUUGGAUGCUAUUAAAAUGGCUCGUCGUCUAUCUGAUAGUGUGUAUAGGCUAGCACGAGAAUUAUCAUCCAGUAGUCGUGAUGAAUCUGAGUGUAUACCUUUGGUGGACAACAAUGCUGAAAAAUCUGAUGAACCAAGUGAAAUUCGAAUACAAGCAUUUCGUGAUCUAUUACUUGGUGCAGCACUUUGUAACGAUGCCGAUAAACAAAUAGCAAAAGAUGUUGAAUUCGAUCAUAAUAAAAUAGAAACGAAAUUGAAAUUAAAACUUGUUGGUGAUGCAGCUGAUACAGCUCUCUAUCAUCUUUGUGUUGAUCAAUGUUCUGUUGAUAUUAAUAAAGUACGAAAUGUCAAUCCACGUUUGAAAGUUUUACCAUUUAAUUCAUCAAAUAAAUUUAUGAUCUCAGCUAAUCAACUUGAAACAUUAGAUUUUUCAAUAUCAGAAAAAGAUCGUACUGUUUUAAUAAUUUUGAAAGGUGCACCUGAUAUUGUUAUUCAACGAUGUUCAACAUAUAAAACGAACGAUAACGAAAUUUUGUCAUUAGAUUCUGAAGUAAAAAAUGCAUUAUUUACUCGACAAGAAAAAUUAGGUGAAAACGGUUAUCGUGUUAUGGCUAUGUGUCAACAAAAACUUUCUCGGCAACAAUAUGAUAAUAUGAUGGAGAAAUAUAACGCAAGGAAAGGAUCAUCAGUAUCCGAAGAAAAUGAAGAUCUAAAUGGAUUUCCAUCAAAUGAUUAUUGUUUUAUUGGUCUUUUCUCCUUACUCGAUCCAUCUCGAUUGGAAGUACCUGAUGCGGUUUUAAAAGCUCGUCGAGCACAAAUUCGUAUAGCUAUGAUUACUGGUGAUCAUCCAACAACAGCAAAAGCUAUCGCAAAACAAGUAAAUAUUUUUACAUCUGAUAUUACAGAUACAAAUGGUAUCGAUACAUUUAAAGUAGAAAAAAAUGAGGAUGGAAAAUUUAUUUUUAAUCUAUAUCGAAAUGAUAAAUUAAUUGAACAAUAUGAACCACAUACAAAGAAAAAAGAUGAUUUACAAUCAAAAAAUAUUAAACAUUUGACAAAGCAAAUAUCAACCGAAUUCGAUAAAUAUGAAACACAAGAAAAACCAUGGUAUAAACGUGUAUGGUUAUCAUUUCGAAAUCGAUUUAAAAAAUCAGAAAAUGAAAUUGAUCUGACAGUUAAAAAAGAAUAUAUUCCAUAUGCUAUUAUUAUUGCCGGUACUGAAAUAAAUUAUAUGGAUGAUUUUAUGUGGGAUUGGGUAUUAUCACAUCAAGAACUUGUUUUUGCACGAACAUCACCAGAACAAAAAUUAUAUAUUGUAAAAGAAUUUCAACGACGUGCUGAAAUAGUUGCUGUAACAGGUGAUGGUACGAAUGAUGCACCUGCUUUGAAAUGUGCUAAUCUUGGUGUUGCUAUGCAAUCAGGUACAGAAGUAUCAAAAGAAGCCGGUGAUAUGAUAUUAUUAGAUAAUAAUUUUACAUCGAUUAUUCGAGCCAUUGAAGCAGGUCGAUUAUUAAGUGAUAAUUUGAAGAAAGUUGCUAUUUAUCUCUUACCUGCAGGUAGUUGGUCACAAAUUUGGCCAGUCUUUUUCUGUUUAUGGUUUGGUAUACCUUUGGCGUUGCCUGCUUUCUAUGCUACAGUUUUUUGUAUGCUUAAUGAUGUUUUUAUGUCACUUGCUAUGGUAGCAGAAAAAGCAGAAUGUGAUAUUAUGUCACGUCCACCUUCAAUACGUUCAAAAGAUCAUUUAUUAAAUUGGAAAUUACUUCUUCAUGCUUAUAUGUUUGUUGGUAAUUUAGAAUGUUUUACAGGAUUUUUUUGUUUUUGCUAUUAUUGGAUUGAUAAUGAUGUUCCUUUCUAUUCAUUUAUGUUUACUUAUGAGAAAUUUGGCAUUGAUCCUGUAACUCCAUAUUCCAUAGAACAAUUGACUAAAAUGACAUAUGUUUCUCAAUCAAUAUAUUAUUGUUCACUUUGUCUAUUUCAAUUUUUUAAUUAUUUUGCAACACGUACAAGAUAUGCUUCAAUUCUUGAACAUAAUCCAUUUUGGGGUAAAGGUCGGAAUUGGUAUGUGUUUGGUGCUAUGAGUAUAUCAGUUGGUAUUCAAAUUCUUAUAACAAAAGUUAAAUGGUUUAAUCGAAUUUUUCAUACGGCACCGGUACCAGUAAAAUAUGUAAUGCCAACAUUAGGAUUUGGUAUGCUAUGGUUAAUAAUUGAUGAAUUAAGAAAAUAUCUUAUAAGAAAAUUUCCAAAUAGUUUUCUUGCAAAAAUUGCUUGGUGA
Messenger RNA from Rotaria sordida, 3570 nucleotides. NCBI's taxonomy places the organism in Eukaryota, Metazoa, Rotifera, Eurotatoria, Philodinida, Philodinidae. The record is from the annotation of a GenBank genome assembly.